Molecule: messenger RNA, 5348 nt
Organism: Scylla paramamosain (green mud crab)
Lineage: Eukaryota; Metazoa; Arthropoda; Malacostraca; Decapoda; Portunidae
Product: gastrula zinc finger protein XlCGF57.1-like
Exons: 4
Coding region: 3634-5010 (458 amino acids)
Biological process (GO): regulation of transcription by RNA polymerase II
Cellular component (GO): nucleus
Molecular function (GO): DNA-binding transcription factor activity, RNA polymerase II-specific
Source: RefSeq, a predicted model, not a curated record
UCUGUCACCAGAACCACAAAAACACCCUUAAGGGGAGCGUCCGGUCUGGAGACGAAAAAAAAUGAAAAAUAAUGACUUUUUGUGAAAAAAAUAUAUGUGGUAGGUAUACUUGUUGGCAGCAAUCUCGUAAAGAUUUAAGGGGAAAUGCCCCAUAGUUUCCCUUUAAAUGGCAUUUAAAUGUCACGCAAUCAACCACGUGCGUUUGUUUACAUCAGCAGAGUAAGUUUUUCUUACCCAAUACUACGAAAAAACGCUAAAAUCUGAACUUUUUUUUGCUUGGAUACGAUAUGGCAACACUCAAGGCGAGUGUGUGUGUGUGUGAUACUAGCUCCCAGCAAGGAUCCUGCCUCCUCAGUGCUCACGUAGCUCUUGUCACGGGAGGUUGUUGCUCAGUCUCUCGCGACUUCUCCCACUCUCACAGCUACUAAGCGCGUUAUUUCGCCACUACAAACUACAAUCUACCUCCUGCCAACCAUGCCACGGUUGUCUAAGAGAAAGCAGCAGAGCAGGGAUGCCUGGGGCGUGAAGUUGGAUACAGAAAGGGGAAAAAUACCUCGCCUGGAGCCGCCAGUCGAGCCGCCAGUCACAGCAAGAUGUGGUCACAGCAAGAUGUGGUCACGGGCAAGCAAAACAAAGUUUUCUGGCUUGAAAAGACUCUCAUUUGUUGCACAGUCAGCAAUACUGGACCAUAAUUAUGGUUACAGGAAAGCCUGUUUGCUGCCAGCAUUGAAUAUCAAUACGAAGGCGCUAAGAAGAUCUCUCACAACAGAAGAUGAAGAAAGAAAGAGGCACCACGAAGUCCAGAUGAAGCCGAAAAGAAAGCAGAAAGAGAAAGCAUCAGCAGAGUACGAACCUGGUGGCUUCUAAAAAACCUGGCAACAAAGAGAAGUGUGGGCAACUUUGACACCCCUUGCUUGACAAGAUAAUACAUUGCCUUUUCGAAGGCAAUGGGGGACCAGGAGCCUGAUAUACUUAGAAAUACAUCUGAUUGUAUCAAUAGAUUGAUUAUGAUAAAAAAGAACUCAUAAUAAACCUGAAAAAGCUUCCUAGUGUAUUAUAACUGGAUCGUAAUCGAUCAAUAAACUUUAUCGGCCCGUAUCUCAAAACAUAAGUUAUCCCCCUUUAAAAGUUUUCACAGGAGUUAGUUUUAGCUUGAUUUCAAUGAAACAAAAACUAAAACACAGAAGAAUACUUCUUCUUCAAAGUUACGUAGGCGUUUUUUUUAUAUAGGUCUCAUGUAAUUUUGUAUUAAUAUUUUUUUGGUAAAAAAAAGGCGAAAGAAAGACAGAUAAAGAAAAAAUCAUAAAACAAAACCAAAAGCCAAAAUGAAAAAUCUGCCUACGUAACUUUGUUAGGUAUCAUAACAUCUCUAAGCCACAGAAAAAUAAAGGUUGUGGGCCAAUUAAUAACGACGGUGAAAAGUUUUAAAAUUUUCCUUGAAAUUGGAAUUGGGGGGGGUGGGGAUGAGGGGGGGUGGGGGCAAGAAAGGGGAUCAAUGUCUAAUAUUGAUAUACAUGUUGCCAAUACUUCACAACAUAAAAAUCAGAGCGAUUCAUGCUUAUUUAGCAGAGAUACAGAAACACCCAUCCAAACCGGACUCUCCCCUUAAAAACCCGUGUCACUUCAACUACAGCCUUUGGAAUGUAGAAAUGUUGUUAAUCUGUCACCAGAACUGUAGUCGCAGCGGCUGGGCAUGAGUUGGCUCUCAGGUGAUCUGUUUUACCAAUCACACCAUCAUCGUAGGGUAGAGGAGAGGCAGUUCUCCCUGACACGUUUAUUGAUGAGGUAGGCACGACCGUAACAACUGCGGACAAGUUCUCUGUCUCAAUUUCUUACAAGAUAACGUUACACGCUGAUAUUAAACACUUUCAACAUAUUACAGUAUUCAUUAACAAUACAUGCAGUCAACUUGGCACUAUGACAAGCAGUUUUUACCACAAAAUUAAAGUAUUUACCUCGGUCACCAUCCUGCCCGUCUUUGUCUGAGCGCGACUUGGCCGUGAGUGAUGCCCGCAGGCGACCAGCAGGUUAACCCCACACUACCAACAAGUGAGCAUCGGCUUUGUGCUCAAUAUAGCACUGAAUACUGAUACUCACACAUGUUACACGUUUUCAUGCAAAUAGAAGACUAUUGAACAUUUCACUUAUAAAUGCCGAGGAAUAAUGACGUGAGGUACAAACGCUUUACAUACAGUAACACAGUCCAUUUACCAGGCUUUACUACUGCUUCCUUUCUUCAGUAUUACCAAAGUUUACUCAGCUGAACCUUUUAUUUCAAAGUGAAAGAGUGGUCAUAACUGAAUUGCACAGGCAGGUUUGUAAUUUAUAUUAAGAAUUGCUACUGAUGUACAUGAACCAUGAAUACAUUGUGAAAACCAUGCUUUCAAAAGUUGAUCCAAGAUAUCAACGUGAGUUCCUGAUGCUAGAGCAGGUGUAUUUGGGUGCAUCUGUCUUAAAAACAGUAACAGACAAUCCAGAAUUAAGCAAGCAAAAAAAGGAAAUGUACGAGUUUGGCUUCCACUGCAGAUUAUUUUUGAUAGUAGCAGCAGAACAGAUCAGGAAGAGAUUUCAUUUCUGAGAUGAAGAAGUCCUUUCAAGAAUGCACAUGCUGGAGCCAGCCAGUGUUCUAGGCAUCCAGGGCAAAGUGCAAGAGCAAAGUGUGGUGCCCCUCGCGACACACCUUCCCCGAAUCAUUGCCCAGGAUGAUUCUACCCUCCAGCAACUGGACGAUGAGUGGAAGAGGCUUGCCGUAGAAGAUCUGCCUGAAUCCAUUACCAACAUGGCGAAAAAAGUGGACAAAAGCAAUUACAACCAGCCUGAUAAAUUUUGGUGUGCCAUAAAAACUCUGGAGGAUAGUGAUGGAAACCCCAAGUUUAAGCUUGUUUCAGACUUUUCACUAGGAUGUCUUUCUUUGCCUCAUGCUAAUGCUGACUGUGAGUGCUGCUUCUCUAGUGUAAACCGUGUGAAAACAAAAGACAGAAAUAAGCUAAUAACAGAAACCGUAAGAGACAUGAUCCUAGCGAAGCAGUGUGUUGCGUCCACAUCCAGCAGUGACUGUACGACCUUCAAGCCAUCAAUCAAAGUCAAUGAUAAAAAACAUGACAUCAAGAGUGCUAUAUUCCUCCAAUGAAGAGAGUGCCGGGGCUGCUGACGACGUGCCCCAUGUAUAUAUAGAAGAACAAGACCAGUAAUCUCCUACAUACAUCAAGAUCAAGAUCAAGUCUGGUGGAGGGAACAGAGGCGGCGUCCCCGUGGUGCUGUGGUCAGUGGUCAGGUCACGGCGAGUGUGCGGCAGAUUGCGCCUGUGUUUGAGCUGGCCUGGGUCACCUGUGGCCACCUGGCGGACUGGCGGCGCCUCCCUGGCCUCACCUGAGGGCGUGCAGGACAGCAGUGGCGAGACGGCAAGACCCCACCAGCAAGUCCAUUCUGCCCCAGAGCCCCUCGGGUCAGUGGCCGGCAAGUCCUCCCGUCCAUUCUGCCCCAGAGCCCCUCGGGUCAGUGGCUGGCAAGUCCAUUCUGCCCCAGAGCCCCUCGGGUGCCAGGUCUGCGUCCAGCGAAGGGACUCCCUCCGUGCAUCCUCGGCGCAGCCCCAGGGUUCCUGCAGGACCGGCCGCGGCCAGGAGCAGUGUUGCAAUGGAGGAUGUGACGCCAGGCAGCAGCAGCAGCAGCAGCAGCAGCAGGAACAGCUGGGAGCAGCAGGCGACCCCAGGCGUGAGGACCUACACUUGUGACCACUGCGGCAAAGUGUGCUCCACCAAGGCUGCCAUUGCCAGACACGUCCUCUCCCAUGCCGGCAAGACAAGGCUGAGAGGCAGGAGUGGCCCCACUGAACACACUGCCACCCACACUGGCGGCAGGAACCACAAGUGUGACCACUGCGGGAAGACAUUUGCCAAGAAGAGUCAUCUUGCAUCACACAUCCUCACCCACACUGGGGAGAGAAAGUUCCAGUGCCUGGAGUGUGGGAAAAGAUUUACCCUAAAAGGUAAUCUUGACACACACAUCCUCACCCACACUGGGGAGAGAAAGUUCCAGUGCCUGGAGUGUGGGAAAAGAUUUACCCGGAAGUAUUCCCUUGACACACACAUCCUCACCCACACUGGGGAGAGAAAGUUCCAGUGUCUGGAGUGUGGGAAAAGAUUUACCCUAAAAGGUAAUCUUCACACACACAUCCUCACCCACACUGGGGAGAGAAAGUUCCAGUGCCUGGAGUGUGGGAAAAGAUUUAUUCAUAAAGGUCAUCUUAAUCAACACAUCCUCACCCACACUGGGGAGAGAAAGUUCCAGUGCCUGGAGUGUGGGAAAAGAUUUACCCUGAAGCGUUCUCUUGACUUACACAUCCUCACCCACACUGGGGAGAGAAAGUUCCAGUGCCUGGAGUGUGGGAAAAGAUUUAUUCAUAAAGGUAAUCUUGACAGACACAUCCUCACCCACACUGGGGAGAGAAAGUUCCAGUGCCUGGAGUGUGGGAAAAGAUUUACCGAUAAAGAUAAUCUUAACAAACACAUCCUUAUCCACACUGGGGAGAGAAAGUUCCAGUGCCUGGAGUGUGGGAAAAGAUUUACCCAGAAAGGUAAUCUUGACAAACACAUCCUCACCCACACUGGGGAGAGAAAGUUCCAGUGCCUGGAGUGUGGGAAAAGAUUUACCCAGAAGGGUUCCCUUGACACACACAUCCUCACCCACACUGGGGAGAGAAAGUUCCCAGGCCUGCAGUGUGGGAAAAGAUUUGCCCUGGCAAUACCAGUGGUGACUUGUGGGUGUGGUGUGGUGACUGGCCACAACAUUACUGCCACAAACCAGCUGGCAAUACCAGUGGUGACUUGUGGGUGUGGUGUGGUGACUGGCCACAACAUUACUGCCACAAACCAGCUGGCAAUACCAGUGGUGACUUGUGGGUGUGGUGUGGUGACUGGCCACAACAUUACUGCCACAAACCAGCUGGCAAUACCAGUGGUGACUUGUGGGUGUGGUGUGGUGACUGGCCAAAAGGUUUAUCCUGCAAUGUAAUGUUGACAAACAUCCUCACCCACACUGUGGUAAGGAAGUACAGGUGUGGUGUUUGUGGCAGUGUUUGUGUAGCAAGAGUGGUGUUGCCAGACACAUCCAAACACACCUGUGGUGGGUGAGGUGUUGUGGAUGUGGUGGUGGUGUGUGAGGGACUUGGAGUGACUAGUGUUUGUGUGUUGUUACUUUGUACUCAAGUGUUGGAAUAAACUUUUGUUGCUAGAAUGCUGAGUUAUGUUGUUAACAGUACUUGAUGUGUGUGUGUGUGUGUGCGUGUGUGUGUGUGUGUGUGUGUGUGUGUGUGUGUGUGUGUGUGUGUGUGUGUGUGUGUGUGUGUGUGU